This is a messenger RNA of Prorocentrum cordatum, 308 nucleotides long. NCBI's taxonomy places the organism in Eukaryota, Dinophyceae, Prorocentrales, Prorocentraceae. The record is from the annotation of a GenBank genome assembly.
CCCCCCGGCGCAGCCGGGGGCGAGCGGGCAACGUGUACGGCUGCUUCAUCAUCCCGCUGCUGGCGCAGCCGCUGGUAUGCAUCUUCCUCCCGUGGCACAUCGGCGGCCUGCUCGUGCGCUCGAAGAAGGUGCCCUUCAAGCAGGCCGUGUCCGUCAUGACCCCUGCGCCCUUCGACCUCGCCCGGUACGCCGAGCACGUGGUGAACGCCACGCUCCUCGUCUGCUCCCUCUUCAUGGCCUCCGGGUACGUGCUGUACAGCAUGGUCGGGCUGAUCGGAAGUUUUGGCCUCUCCUACCUGUACGACAGG